This is a messenger RNA of Xyrichtys novacula (pearly razorfish), 2798 nucleotides long. NCBI's taxonomy places the organism in Eukaryota, Metazoa, Chordata, Actinopteri, Labriformes, Labridae. The record is from the annotation of a GenBank genome assembly.
CUUCUGACGCAUGUGACGUCAUGACGCAAUCACUCAGUCCAGAGUCACAUGAAACAUUUCACAGCACAUAUCCUAAUGUGUCAAUUUCUGGCUUUUUGGAAGGAAAACAUCACCUGUUUUCAGUGACAGCGACUUUUAAUCUGCAGGAAGUGUAAAAAUUCAUCAUGGAUGAGGACGGGCUUCCGAUUGUUGGCUCUGGAGUUGAUCUUACAAAGGUUAGUAUUUGGCAGCGGGUUCACAUAAACCGUAAGCUAGCUGGCAGACGGUCAGCUGGGUGUUGUUUAAAGGGAGCUUUCAAAGGUUUAAAGUCAGUUUUAUUUUGUUUCUUAAAAGAGAUACAGAGCUCUCAUGGUUUAUUCAGCCCUUGGUUCCUACAUUAGCUUUCCUUGUGUUUCCCUCAGGUCCCUGCCAUUCAGCAGAGGAGAAUUGUUGCCUAUCUCAACCAGUUCGUGGCGCACACAGUCCGCUUUCUCAAUCGCUUUUCUACAGUUUGUGAAGAGGUUUGUAUAUCUAAAUGCGCCACUUUCUUUAAACACACACUCUUUUAAAGAUUACCUGAGCUGUCAAACUUCUCCUCCACAGAAACUGUCAAACAUCUCACUCCGCAUUCAACAAAUUGAAACAACCCUGUGCAUUUUGGAGGCCAAGGUGAGUCUCUUUGUCGUUUCUGUAGCUGCAUGCAUGUUAAAUUCAUGCAUUUAACAAAUAUUAACCAUUGUGAUGCUCUGGGCAGCUGUCCUCCAUUCCUGGGCUGGAGGAUGUGACAAUAGAUGGACCCAGUCAGCAGCAACCCGCUCAGGCAAAUGGACCCACCACCUCUAUUCAGAGUCAGACAGAUGUUCCACCAGCAGCACCGCUGCCUCCCCCAGAGGUAAAUGCACAGACAUGCAUAUCUAGCAGGGAGAUUCUUUAGGAUUUAUAGCAAAUUACAUUGACAAGAUUCUCUGAAUGUAUUUUGCACUUUCAUGUGGAAUCCAUAUGCAGAUGGGAUCUAGCUGGAUUGAUGUCACUCUGUGUCUGGGGAUUAAAUUUAGAUUUAACUCAUUAAACACCCUUUUAAUUUGAAGAUGCCUCAGGUUGUUACAGUCCACAGCAGAAAGGAGUCAAGUUGAUUUGAGGAAGAUAUUCACAGUUCUAAAAAGCUAAAUGACUCUUUUCUCUUGCGGUUACUCCCCAAUCCUGCAAAUCCUGGAGAAAACACUGUAGGGUCUUCAAUUUUUAACAAUACCAAUAUUUUUCAAUGUAAGAUUAACAAUUAAAGCUGUAUUCUCCUUAACAAUAAACACUAGCAUGUUAAUCUGUACAGUAAGAAAUAACUUAUGAAAGAGAGCAUCUUUGAUGAACGAUUAUUGGAUAUGCAUUUUGAUUUUAAAGUUUGACCCAUGUCCCAUUUGUUAACAUGGAGGGGGUGGGAUUUACAACCCACAUUGCAGCUCGUCACUGUGGGGGAUUGGACAUAACUUUUAAGGAGGCUGUUACUUGAGUCUAGGUUUGGGUUCUGUCUACGGUUCCUUCUAGUCUGUCUUUCAUGCUAAGCUAAGCUAAGCUAACCAGCUCCUGACCUCAGACUGUAGCUGUAUUUGUAUUUUGCAAAGACAAAACUACGACUAAAGCAAGUGUCAUUCCAGCACGUUUUGUUUUCUUUAUCUCUGUAUUUGGUGGUACAGCCUGCCCAGACUACACCAGAGUCCACAAUAACGGAAACAAUAGAGGAGAGUGCAGCUGCGCAGAAUGUGAUGACCGUGGCGAAGGACCCGCGAUACGCCCGCUACCUGAAAAUGGUUCAAGUGGUAAGACCUGCUCCGGACCAUGUGGUAUUUAAGAAUUCUAAAAUCACUGUCAUGUAUAUUUUAACAAAUAUAUCUAUUUCUCUGUCACAGGGAGUUCCAGUCAUGGCUAUAAGGAAUAAAAUGGUUUUGGAGGGACUGGAUCCUAACUUGCUUGAGUGAGUAUUACAUGAUUUUUGGUCUUCUAUGCAUGUGGACUAAUUGAAUCGAGUUUAAUGACAAUGAUCAACUCUUUGAUGACAGCACACCUGAUGCCCCUGUGCCUGACGGAGCAGCGGGGGUCUCAGAAGAUCAAGAUGUCGCUGCCACAAGCUCGGACAGUGAAUCAUCUUUUAGCGACUGAUAUCUCACAUCUCAAAAAGCUCCCUGUAAAGAUUCUCUGCACACCUGAACUCAGAAAGUUUGUAGCUGUGCCUGUAAGGACUUAAAAAAGGCACAAACGUAAGUGCCUGAAGCAGAAGAAUCCAACCAGUGUGAUUGUCAGAGAUUAAAUAGUCUGCCAUUGACCUCCAUUUUGAUACAUUUCGCAUUUUUAAUGAACAAUUAUUGUAAAAAAAAAAAUCCUCAUUAGUUAUAAUAGCAGUAGCCCUUGGGACAUGGCAGUAGCAAGUAUUUUUUGUACUGGAAGAAAUUAAAGUGAUUCAUAACCUACAGAAGAUACUGGCGUGAUCACAGGACAGCAUUUAGAAUAAAUGUACAAAUAUGUUUGUUGAAUACUUUGAAUGUUUAAGUCAUGAAUUGUAAAUUCUUGUUAAAGCUGGAGUCACAAUCAUGUUGGAUCAUGUCUUUCACCGUGUGACUUUUCCUCCCAAAAAUCAGCUGUUGGUCUAGAGACUGUUGGAAAAGUUAUGACAAGAAUAUUUUGGCCUCUUGUCCUUAAACUGGAUGCUAAAUAUCACCUCUUCUCAUACGUCAGAGCAGCCAAAACUGUGAUUUCUCUGGAGUUUACUUUCACUAAAGUUACAAGUUUAUGUCCUAUUACAGAUAAUAAACUAAUUGAACAGCAGCAUA